AUGCCUCGUGUUGGCUCUGGAAAUGGGAGUUCAAGUCCAAUGCUUCAACGUGCUGGGCUUGGAGGCGCCUUUGCUCGGUUCUAUCAACGAACCUAUGCGGGUGACUAUAUCGCAUUGGGAUUUUUGGUGACAAUAUGGAUCUUGAUUCAACUAUUUGUGACACCUUUCCACCGCAUGUUUUCCCUCGAUAACAAGUCUAUCCAAUACCCAAUGGCUGCCCAUGAGCGAGUCCCUCUCAUUUUCUCAGUGAUCUAUUCCGGCAUAAUACCCUUUGGAAUCAUCCUCGCAUGGUCUGCGAUUACGCGCCCCGGAGUGCAGCAGACACAGGCCACCAUACUCGGACUCCUUGUAUCGCUCAUCCUCACUUCAGUCUUGACCGAUAUUAUUAAGAAUGCGGUGGGUAGGCCACGCCCUGAUCUGUUGGCCCGCUGUCAGCCUGGUCGGGGCACACCAGAUAAUAUACUUCUCACGUGGACAGUCUGUAAACAGACCAGUCAAGAACUUCUCCAUGAAGGAUGGCGCAGUUUCCCUAGUGGCCACAGCAGCUUUUCCUUUGCUGGAAUGGGCUACUUCACUCUAUUUUUGUCUGGUCAGAUGCAUGUAUUUCGACCUCGGACAGAUCUGGGCCGCUGUCUGGUUGCAUUCUUACCACUUCUGUGCGCUCUGCUAGUCGCCUUAUCUCGCCUGGCUGACUAUCGUCAUGAUGUGUAUGAUGUAACAUGUGGUGGACUCCUCGGCAUGUUGGUAGCUUGGUUUUCCUACCGCCGCUACUAUGGACCACUACGAUCGGUUCACUGUGAUGUCCCCUAUGACAAAACCGAUCUCAUUGGCCGGGAAGGAUUUGGAAGGCUAGGUGAUGAAGAGCAAGGCGUAACACAGCCGUUUAUCCCACGCGACGAGCACGUUUCAGAGGAAGUAUUCCAGUUGGAGGAAACCGCCCCAUCCCGUUGA
Molecule: messenger RNA, 951 nt
Organism: Penicillium malachiteum
Lineage: Eukaryota; Fungi; Ascomycota; Eurotiomycetes; Eurotiales; Aspergillaceae
Product: phosphatase PAP2 family protein
Exons: 4
Coding region: 1-951 (316 amino acids)
Biological process (GO): phospholipid metabolic process
Molecular function (GO): phosphatidate phosphatase activity
Source: RefSeq, a predicted model, not a curated record